AUGUUGCAGUGGAACAAAUUCCGCCUAACAUUCAACGUAUUAAUCACCACAAUGACGUCAAAUGCUAUUGCAAGCCUGAGUCCACUUGACGAAAAAAAUGUCGAGAUGGGAUCAAGGAGUUAUAAUGUUAUGGCUUACUUGCAAUUUUUUCCUAAUCUGUCACCUAUGACUGGGAGGAUAGCGUAUCCUCAGAAGAUUCCGUCAACUGUACUAUCAACUUGUAUUAAUAUAGCUCAUAGUAGAAACAACAAUAACACGACCAGAGACCAUCAACGGCAGUAUCGGCCGUGUUUCCUUUGCUAUCCAGUGACGUUCACAACUACUGCAAUACUGAUAUCUUGCUGUCGCGCGACGACGCGACGAAGACAAACGAAGAAAUGGUGUGGCACGACCGACAUCAAUUGUUCAGGCGUUGUCUGUUACGAUGCUGAGAGUGAGCUUCCCAGUGUUCGUUUUCCUCAAGUGAUUCUGUUUUAUUCUUCGGGAAUACCGUGGUUGCAAAUACCAGUACAUUUAGAUUUGGGAAAAGAUUUGUAUAGGUCCCUGCUCUUCAAAUGCUGUCGAGUGGGUUUUGGUGUUGAGUUGACGUGGACCGCCACCGUCAAUAUAUAUUGUGGUGUGGGGGUAUAUGUUGCUCUGGGAUCGAUCGAUAUGUGGACGCUCUCGCAUGCGGCACUGCUUGAAUUCGCACGCGGCGGCUGUAACCCACCGAAACCGAACGGAUUGCGAACAUCGACCGGGGCCCUCUUGGUGCUGCUUCAACCGUUCUCUUUUCGCGGUGUAUGUUACAAAAUGAUUACUUUGGAUGAUGAGUCAACGACUAAUAAUUGUAAAGUAAUUGAGAACGAAGUGCAUGCGUCAGUUGGUGUUGACGUGGAUUCUGCUUUGCAAGUAGUUUUUAAAUUUUCGAAACAUUUCGCAAUCAACGUCUCGGGUUAUAACUCCAACACGUCGCUGAAGAAGGCUCAGAACAAUUCGAUCUUAGAUAAAACUUCGAAAAAUUGUGUGGAUAAAUCAAUAGAAGCGAUCAGAAACGGUAUCUGGGCUAGUGAAAAGGUUGUAGACGAUGAAGAGCAGCAUCGGGAUGAUAAGAGUAAUGGAGAUUGCACCAAGCCGACUUUCUCCGGUGAAAAUGGUUAUGUGGACGACAUUGAUAAAAAAGACUCUAGUGGGUUGGAUACGAUGGAAAAAGACAUUUUAAUUGAAGACGAAUCUUGUGAUAAUAAUGGGAAUGGUAAGAUGCCGAUAUUCACCGAAGAUAGUACUAAUAAAUCGAUGGUUGUGGAAUGCAUAGAGUUAGAUGAUGACCAUGAAGGACCUGAUUCAAGUGGUGAGCCACCUGUGAAAAAGAAAAAAACAAAGUCACCAGUGCCAGAUGAUCCAGACACUCAGGCAGGGGAAAAGAAACCAGAGUUGACAAGCGGUGAAGCUUUAUUGAAUAAAUUAGAAGCCUAUGUCAAAGAUGCAAUUGAUAAGAAUGCCAAUGUUGAAAGGAAAGUGUUGGAUGCAUUAUUAGGAGCUAUUAAUAUCCAAGUGCAACGUGAACCUCUGUCAGUUCGGAAACUUAUAUUGGACAAGCAGUUGGUAUUGCCAAACACCAUUAGUUUUCCACCAUCGCAGGUUGUGGAUUUGCUGAUUGAACAUGAUCCCGAUGCACCUUUGUCAAAAGUAAUUGGGCGGAUGUUCGGCGACGAAAGGCCAAAACUUUCCGAAGCUGAAAAACGCGAACGACAUUUAUUAAAAUUGGGGCAUCCUGCGCCUCAUAUGACUAAGUUGUUGAUGGACAUUGGGCAAGAUCUUGUUCAGGAAUCUACAUAUUCUGACAUCGUCCAUGCAAAAAAUUUGCCUGAAACUCCGAAAAAUAUGGAAACAUAUAAACAGGUUGCACAACAACUUAAGCCAGUGUGGGAAGCCUUGCGGAAGAAAAAUGAACCGUAUAAAUUGAAACAGUAUACUUGUCAGCUAUGCAACUUUCGGACUGAAUCACGAAUCAUUCUUUCUGUACAUCGGCAGACACCACAUUUUGAUGGAAGGAAAUACCAAUGUGCACUAUGUCCUGAAUUCUUUACUAAUGAAAAUAUGAUUUCGCAGCAUUAUCUAAGGGAGCACGAUCUAGUAGCUGGAAAGGAAGAAGCUAUUCCUCGAAACCCUUGUCCAUGUUGUAAUGAAGACUUCAUGUACAAAGGACAACGAGACCAGCAUCUGAAAAUGUGUCGAAGAGAUCUAAAUAGAGUUCGUCUUAUAAUGGCACCAAAGCAUCCGCAAGAUGUCAGUGCCAUCAAUCAUUGGUUAUGGGAUAAGCCUCCUGUUGAUCCAACAAUAUUGCAGCAACAACAGGUGGCGCAGCGGCAACAAGUAGAGAAACUGCAACGUGCUCAGCUGGCACAACAGCAGCAACAACAGUUGCAGCAACGACGUAGCCAGACUGCUGUGACUAAUUCAGCACUUUUAGCAGCGCAGCAACAACAAGCUGCGCUUCUCUUACAGCAGCAAAGGAUAAGGGCGGCACAAGCGGUAGCUCAUCACCAGCAGCAGGCAAAGAUGUCUUCCUUAAUAGGAAAUCCGAGUCUUUUAGCAGCGAUGCAGCAACAACUGCAGCGUGCUGCUGUUAGUGGAAUGCGUACUCCGGGAUUGUCUUUAUUCGCCCAGCGUGGAGUAGCUGCUGGAAUACGUGGACCAACUGUGGCUCAGCAUGCAGCUGCUUCACUUGCUGGACGUAUUAGGGCGCCAUCACAAAUCCCAGCAUCUCGUGCGCAACUAGGUGGAGUUGUAUCGUCUGGACAUAACAAUGUUUGUGAGAUUUGUGAUCAGAAUGUUCAGGAUAGGGAUCGAUAUCUGACACAUUUGCAACUCUUUCACAAACAGAUGCGCGGAAAAACAUCAGCAGAUAUGCAGCAGGCAAGCAAACAUUUCGGUGCACCGUUGGCAUGUAGUCGUUGUCGUGAUAGAUUCUGGACAUAUGAAGGAUUAGAACGACAUCUUGUCAUGGCACAUGGCCUCGUUACUUCUGAUCUCUUAACUAAAGCACAGAAAAAAGAAGAUGGAGGGCGAUGCAAACAUUGCGGGAAGCAAUAUGCGUUCAAUAUGUUGCAACAUUUGGUGACGGAUCAUCAGGUAAAACUAUGUUCUGCUGAAAUUAUGUACAGCUGCGAUGUUUGUGCCUUCAAGUGCAGUAGCUAUAGUAAACUCGAAGUACAUCUGAACACCGUACAUCCUAAAAAUCCUACGCAAAAUUCUGCUUUGAAUAAUAUGAUCAGCUCAACAUCGGAUUGGGACACAAUUUUCGGAAAUAUAGUUUCUUUUAUGGCACAGUUACUUUCCGCUCGGUUAUUUUCUAGUUUUGUGCUAACCGAUUUUUUUCUCGCAGAUUUUCCAUCCUCCUCUGAGGAGAUAAGUAGCGAAGACAGGAACGAAGAUGUGGCCAAGUCUGAGUCGAUAAUUCAGGAGGCUGAGAAUAAGAUUGGAAAGUAA
Molecule: messenger RNA, 3471 nt
Organism: Acanthocheilonema viteae
Lineage: Eukaryota; Metazoa; Nematoda; Chromadorea; Rhabditida; Onchocercidae
Source: the annotation of a GenBank genome assembly